Cynocephalus volans (Philippine flying lemur) is the source of this 1125-nucleotide messenger RNA. RefSeq names its product mastin-like. Gene Ontology annotation, biological process: proteolysis. The coding region runs from base 1 to 1125 and encodes 374 amino acids. NCBI's taxonomy places the organism in Eukaryota, Metazoa, Chordata, Mammalia, Dermoptera, Cynocephalidae. Gene Ontology annotation, molecular function: serine-type endopeptidase activity. The record is from RefSeq and is a predicted model, not a curated record. The transcript is spliced from 6 exons.
AUGCGGCUGGGUCAGGGCUCGCUGAUGUGGAAGUGCUGUCAGGCGGUGGUGGGCGAGACCCCGAGGAGACGGAGCCCCCUCCCUCCUGGGAUGGCUCCUGGGAGCGUGAAAAGCCUGGGGCUGCUGGACGGGAAGUCUGGUUCCUGUAACUGGCUUCGCAUUGGGCCUGUGGCUUCUCACCGGCACCCCCGUGACUAUUGGCUGUCAGGUGGGCCCUGGGAACCAGCUCCAAACCCGCAUGAACUGACCCUGUCGAGGGGGCGUAUCCUCAGCCUGGGGCUUCAUCCAGACAAACAGGGGGCAGGAGGGGAGGCAGCCCCCUCACCCACCCAGAGCCUGGGGACCCAGGAGUUUGCAGACCUCUUCUUAGAUUCCAGCCUGGAGACUGAGCUGGUGAGCAUCGUGGGGGGGCGUGACACUCACCCCGGGACAUGGCCAUGGCAGAUUGCUCUGUGGAUCUUCAACCGAACCACUGGCGUGUGGGAGUUCCACUGUGGGGACUCCCUCAUCCACCGCCAGUGGGUGCUGACUGCUGCCCACUGUGUCUCAAGGGUAGUGCCUCAGGACCUCAGGGUCCAAGCAGGACAAGUGAGACUCUCCCGCUCUGACUUUCUGCCAGUGAAUGCGAUCGUCCCCCAUCCCAAGUACAACCUCUUGCUGAAAGUGCAAGGCGGGGCAGACAUAGCGCUUCUCAAACUGGCGGCCCCUGUGACGCUCUCUGACCGAGUCAAUGUGGUCACCUUCCCACCAGCGAGGUUCACAGUCCCCUCAGGCACAAGGUGUUGGGUGACCGGCUGGGGUGCCAUUAGGCCCACAGUGCUGUUGCCCCGACCCUACCACCUGCAGGAGGUGGAAGUCCCCAUCGUGGGGGACGAGUUCUGUAGGUGGAAGUACCACAAGGCCAACAAGUUUAUCAAGGAAGACAUGCUGUGUGCCAGGAGCCAGGGCCGGGAUUCCUGCCAGGGUGACUCUGGGGGCCCCCUGGUCUGUAAAUGGAGGGGCACCUGGCUCCAGGUGGGGGUGGUGAGUUGGGGCAUCAACUGCGGUGACAGCUUUCCUGGAGUCUACACCCGAGUGACAUCCUAUGUGUCCUGGAUCUACUUCAAUGUUCAUUCAUCUCCCUAA